CUCCAAUUAUCACAACAAUAAUCCACAUCCUUUAAGAAGCGCAUUCUAUUGAAGACUGAACAAGAGAUGAGUUCUACUGUGAAAAGAGCCUCAAGAUCUCCCCACGUAAAACCUCCAUUCACUUUAAGCGAUGUUAAGAAAGCAGUUCCGCCUCAUUGCUUUGAGCGUUCGGCCAUUCGCUCUUUGUCAUACCUUGUCUUCGAUGUCAUCAUCUUAUUCUCUCUUUACCACAUCGCCGCAAACUAUAUCUUAACCUCCGAAUUAGUACAAUCAUCGAAAUUGUACCUUUUUAUGUCCGGGAUUAUUUAUUCGGUGCUACAAGGCUGUAUCCUGGCCCGAUUUUGGGUCAUAGGUCACGAAUGCGGACACAACGCUUUUAGUGACUACAAAUGGCUCGACGACACAGUGGGAUUCGUCACCCACUCUGUCGUUCUGUUCCCUUACUUUUCAUUCAAGUACAGCCACCAUCGACACCACUCGAGAACCGGAUCCCUCGAAGAAGAAGAAUUUGACAUCCCGCUGCUCAAGUCCCAAGUUCCAUUGCUCUUCAGACACCUCAAAAAUCCUGUAGCGCGAUUCUUCGUUGUUGCUGCAGUUCUAGCUGUUGCGGUGCCUCUGUACCUUCUUGUCAACUUCCGCGGUCGAGUUUACGAUCGAUUCGCCUCCCAUUUUGAUCCGUAUAGCCCAAUGUUCUCACGCAAGCAACGCGCUCUCGUCUUGCUUUCGGAUGCUGGAUGUUUGGCCGUGAUCUUUACACUAUACAAACUCGCUUUGCUAAAAGGAUUCGCAUGGGUGGCUUUCAUUUACGGAGGACCAUACCUAUUCACAAAUGCCAUGCUUAUCAUAGUGGCCGUACUUCAACACACGAACCCUCUCGUACCUUACUAUGAUCACUCCGAGUGGGAAUGGCUGAAGGGAUCCAUGGCUACCAUCGAUAGAGAUUUCGGAUUUCUCAACACGGUGUUUCAUCAGCAGCCGAAUACUCACGUAGCGCACCAUCUCUUCCCGAAGAUGCCACAUUACCAUGCGGUGGAAGCCACCAAGGCAUUUAAACCUGUGCUUGGGGAGUACUAUCAGUAUGAUUUCACUCCAUUCUAUAAGUCAAUUUGGAACACCAUAAAUGACUGUGUCUACGUUGAGGAAGAUGAAGACAACAAAGGGAUAUAUUGGUACAACAACAAGUUUUGAGCAUUGAGAGUUCGGCACCUUUGACAAACAAAAUAAUAAUUAAAAAUUAGUGAGGGAGCUUGUAUGGUGAUAAUUAUAUUUAUUUCUUUGGAAAAAUUUUAGUUACCUGUAUUGUAUCAUGAUGAUUGUUAUAAACACUGUUCUUUGAUCAAAUACACAGAAACGGAGCUAGCUAAUUAGGCAUUGUCAGAAGCUGCUUAUCUUUUUGUUAAUGGUCCCGGGCCUUUUGUGAAUGGGCUUUGUUUGUCGUGGGCUCAAAUAUAUAUUAGGCUCAAAUAUUGGGCCGAGUCUGAAUAUACUAAUGAAAGACCCUCUAUUUGGGCUAUAUCCGAGAAAUUUACAUGAA
Daucus carota subsp. sativus is the source of this 1534-nucleotide messenger RNA. Its product is annotated as delta(12)-fatty-acid desaturase FAD2-like. Lineage: Eukaryota; Viridiplantae; Streptophyta; Magnoliopsida; Apiales; Apiaceae. Gene Ontology annotation, molecular function: oxidoreductase activity, acting on paired donors, with oxidation of a pair of donors resulting in the reduction of molecular oxygen to two molecules of water. The record is from RefSeq and is a predicted model, not a curated record. The transcript has a single exon. Gene Ontology annotation, biological process: lipid metabolic process. The coding region runs from base 67 to 1188 and encodes 373 amino acids.